AGAAAAUAUUUGAACUUUGACCCCAGGUGCACGUGACUCGGAAUGAAUUUAAACAAAGCAAUAUUUUGAUUUUUUGCUUUUCCCCUCAUUGAAGCUUGUUCAGAGGCCCACCGUUUCUUUUGUAGGUUGAUACUUUAGAAAAAUAUGUCGUACAAUGAUGGAGGUAGUAGCAGUAGUAAUGGAAGUGGCAAUGAACCCAUUUUUAUGCUGACAACUGAACAGUUGACUACACUAAGCUACAUAGAUAUUGCUACAGCAUCUUUGAGUGUACUUGGAGCUGGCUCCAUCCUUGCAUCAGUUUGCUGGACAAGAACAUGUUGUUUACCUGAGGUUACUCCUAUAUUCCACCUGUCAUUGGCUGAUUUACUGGCCUCUCUCUGCCUUCUCGUUGGUGCAGCACUUUACGCUACUAAUUACCAUGGUUUCUACAUGUUCUGUCAUUAUUUAACAGGAUUUACAAGUGCUUUUUAUAUAUGUACAUUUUUGUUGACUCUAACCUAUGGUGUAGAAGUAUACAUACGCAUGAGGGACAGGCUGAUCCGUAAGGAGAAAACAUGCAGGGUUGGAAAAUGCCAGUUAGUCUAUGUCUUUUAUAUUGUUGCAUGGGGAUUACCACUGUUGGUAGCAGGGACUCUCAGCCUCAUAACUCAGUACAAAAAAUCAGAUCUGCUUCCUGUCAUACCUAAAAAUUAUGACUGCUCCUCAUGCUUGCCUCUGUUCCAUUAUAAUGACAAUGUGUGCUGGACUGAAAACAACAAAACUUAUCACAUAGCAGCUAAAUAUUUAUUCCUUGGUCCCAUGAUUUUCAUCAUUAUAACCAAUGCUAUUGUUUAUUACCUUGCCUUUCGGGCAUUCCAAGGAUCACUGUUAAAUCAAGGUCUCCUUGGAUACACACAGAGGCAAGAACAAUAUGCAGUGAGAAAUAAAUCUAUUCUCUACCAGCUUGCAUUCUUCUUUUGCUGGUUACCAUCUCUUAUCCUGGGUUGUGUAGCACUCUACUCAAAGUUUGAUCCAAAGUGUGUUUACUGGCUCUAUAUAGUACAGGCAUGUACAUCCCCACUACAGGGUUUCCUUAAUUCUGUCAUCUAUGGGUGGAAACGAGAUGGCUUCACAAGAGUGAUCACAGAGAAUACUGCCCUACUAGGGGGCAGCACUAAUAGACAAAACAAUGACAAUAUAACUAGUAGUCUUUGAUAAACCUGGAUUAUUCCUAGAUUUCGAUGAAAGCUACUUUUUAAUAACCUGAACUUUAUCUAUCAGUUUAUGAUGAAACAUUGACCUGUUCAAAUAACUGUCUUUCAUAUGGUCAUUUAUAAAACCUGGACUAUUCUACUCAUACUUGCCGACACCCAUACUAGUUUUGCUAAAGCCUGGAAUAUUGAACCAGCCUUUGUUUAAAUAUGGACUGUGAUACUACUGUCCUUGAAUGAAACCC
Owenia fusiformis is the source of this 1435-nucleotide messenger RNA. The record is from the annotation of a GenBank genome assembly. NCBI's taxonomy places the organism in Eukaryota, Metazoa, Annelida, Polychaeta, Sabellida, Oweniidae.